AUGUUAGUAACUGCGUAUGCUGAGAAGUUCGAAGAUAUGGCUGCUUAUUCUAGGCAGGCCGCGUACGCACCUUAUGAGAGUUUGAAGAAAGUUCAAGAAGAAAGGGAUCAGUAUAGGAGUGGACAGAGAGACCAAGGGAGGCCAGGUAGCCAGUUUAGGCCUAGAUCUCAAGCUUUCAAGGGAAAACAGGUGCAACAUGCAAGAUCUAACCAACCUCCUCAAUGUCAAAGGGAGGGACGCAUGUCUAGGGAAUGUCCUCAGAAUAAGAAUCAGAUGCAGGGGAGGGGCACUGGUCGAGUUUAUACUUUGGAUGCAAGGAAGGCUAAAAGCAACAAUGCCUUAAUUGCGGGUACGUGUCUCAUCAAUAAUCAUCCUUGUUUUAUAUUGUUUGAUUGUGGGGCGACACACUCUUUUAUAUCAAUUCGGUGCAUGAAGCGUCUUAGCUUGCAAGCAAUUCCCUUGUCUCCUCCUACGGUGGUUACUACCGCCAUGGAUGAUGUGGUUGAUGUAGUUUUAGGGAUGGAUUGGCUUUCCGCCAAUUCGGUGUUUACUGGAUGUGAAGAGAAGUUGUUUAUCAUUCCAUCUAGUGAAGCUACUCCAAAGGAUGUAUUAACUACUAUCUUUGAAGGGACGAUUGGCAUGGUUAAUUUCUUAUUUGAGAAUGAAAAGUCAACUCUCUUGGUUCUUACCAAGGAAUCUAGCGAUAACCUGAGUGUUACACAAAUUCCUGUUGUUUGUGAAUUUCCGGAAGUUUUCCCUGAGGAUGUCGCCUCUCUUCCUCCUGAAAGGGAAGUGGAAUUCUCUAUUGAUCUUAUACCUGGGACGGAUCCAAUCUUCGUUUCUCCGUAUCGCAUGGCGCCCCUCGAGUUGAGAGAGUUGAAGAAUCAAUUGGAAGGGUUGUUAACCAAGCAUUUCAUCUGA
Messenger RNA from Lathyrus oleraceus (garden pea), 921 nucleotides. RefSeq lists its product as uncharacterized. The transcript has 4 exons. The record is from RefSeq and is a predicted model, not a curated record. Lineage: Eukaryota; Viridiplantae; Streptophyta; Magnoliopsida; Fabales; Fabaceae. The coding region runs from base 1 to 921 and encodes 306 amino acids.